Dermacentor andersoni is the source of this 555-nucleotide messenger RNA. The record is from RefSeq and is a predicted model, not a curated record. NCBI's taxonomy places the organism in Eukaryota, Metazoa, Arthropoda, Arachnida, Ixodida, Ixodidae.
AUGGUGGUGACGGAAGCACGAUCUACAGCGAGCCAAGGGUUGUCGCAAGCGGCAAUGGUGGUGGAAGGUUUGCGGUCUGCAGCGAGCAACGGCGUGGCACGAGCGGUGACGGCAGUAUGGUCGGCAGCGAGCUUCAGUGCAGGUGCGGUGCAAGCAGCGAAGACUGCUACAUCUGCAGCAGCCAUUGGUGUUGCCGGAGCUGCAACAUCUGCAAAGGCUGGAGCUGAGAGGGCACUGGCUCAAGUCGCCCGGUCUGCCCACUCCGUUGCAUCCAUCAGAGCCACAGAAGCAGCACAGGCAGCGCGUUCCGCUGCUGGUAUUGGCACUGCAACAGCAGUCCGCGCCGUCAGCUCUGCGGCGGAACUUGGCACUGCGCGAGCAGUGCAAGUCUUGGAUGCCGUGCAAAAGCACAGAGCUAACCAGAAGCCUGCAGACGACCUAGAAGCCGGCCGCCGCAAGGGCCCAUCGCCUGACCGAAGCAGCCAACGAUCGAGCAAGAAGCCAAAGAACAGCUCGGCUGAAGGAAAUCGUGAGCGCAAAAGCAAGAGCCCAUAA